Cheilinus undulatus (humphead wrasse) is the source of this 6931-nucleotide messenger RNA. RefSeq names its product tigger transposable element-derived protein 6. The record is from RefSeq and is a predicted model, not a curated record. Bases 243 to 1541 code for a protein of 432 amino acids. NCBI's taxonomy places the organism in Eukaryota, Metazoa, Chordata, Actinopteri, Labriformes, Labridae. Gene Ontology annotation, cellular component: nucleus. The transcript is spliced from 2 exons. Gene Ontology annotation, molecular function: DNA binding.
CAUAACCGCGUAUUUCAAACUAUCGGUGUCUGGCAUAUGUUAAGCACUGACUUUAGAAUGAAAACCGUACUUUUUUACGCUUUUAUGCCGUUUUAUUCUUAAAGAAUACGAGGCUUAACGUCCUUGUUUACAAACAGUAAGGUUAGCGUACGCAGUGUUUCAAUCAAGUCAGGAGAAGUUGGGUCCAGGGUAUCCAUCUGUAGUGCUACGGCUCCAGGAAGACCAGAAAGGGACUAGAAAAAAUGCCAUCUCGAAACCAUCUUGACAAAAUUGGAAGGAAGACAAAGAAGAAAUGGACGGAGGAGGCCAUGGAGCAAGCACUAAUUGAGGUAAAGUCAGGGAGAUGCACGGUGAGACAGGCUGCCAAGCAGUUCGGGGUUCCUAAAUCUUCACUGGGGGACAGAGUCAGUGGACGGGUGACUCCGGGGAGUCGCAGUGGGCCAGCUCAGCUCAUAACAUCUGCAGACGAGGAGCUUCUGGUGGAAUUUUCUUUAUACAUGUCCAAGCAUGGAUUCCCACUGACCAAGCAACAGCUGGUGUCCUUUGCCUCGUCCAUUUAUAAGCGGCAGCAUCGGAGAGUGGCGUUCUCUAAACUAGGACAGACUUGGUGGCUCAAUUUCAGGAAGCGGCAAGAAAAGAAUAUAACCAUUCAGCCGGCAGACAACGUCAUCCGAGGGAGGACGGUGUGUGUGAGGAAGGAAGCAGUGGAUCAGUUUUUUCAUUUACUGAACACAGUUUUGGAUGCUCGAGGACUUGGAGACAAACCUCAACAGAUCUUUAACUGCAAUGAGACGGGCUUUCAGCUCGGCAGGAAGAGGGUGAUUAUCCCCAAGUCUGCCAGUCAGGGCUACAAGCCAACACAAGGCUUGAGGGACCACAUCUCUGUCCUGGCUUGCUUUAAUGCAGCUGGAGAGGACAUUCCCCCAUUUAUUAUCUACUCAAAGGCUUAUCCAGGGGGAGUAUGUUACAAGACACAAGGGCCCCCAAAUGCUCUCUAUGGAUGGUCGGACUCUGGGUGCAUCAACUCUGAGCUUUUCAAGAAAUGGUUCCUCAAACAUUUUCUUCCUUGUGCACCCAAGGAGCGCCCUCUUCUGUUGAUUUUUGAUGGCCACAGGUCUCCAGUGAACCUGGAGGUGGUGGAAGCAGCUCGUAAAGAGGAUGUCAUCCUUCUUUGCCUCCCUCCUCACUGUUCUCACAUCCUACAGCCGCUCGACGCAGGGCUUUUUGUCCUCCUGAAGCAGCGUUUUGCGGCGCUCAUCGGUGAUGGUUGUGCCACAGAUUCACACUUCCCGGUCAGUAAGAAGGAGUUCUCAGGUGUGUUCAAAGGGACUUAUCAGGUGGUGGAGGAGGAGGAGGGCAUCAGGACUGUGAAGGAAGGCUUUAGGAAAUGUGGCAUCUACCCGCUGAACCACUACAUCAUAAAUGAGGGGCAUUUAAUGCCACCACACUGCAUGGGGCGUGCAGAGGAGGUUUCUCUGUCCACAUCAGCUCAGGAGCUGCACAGCAUAGAGGAUAUGACAGCUUCUGGAACCUCCUCUUAACUCCACACUACCAGAGACUCAUCAGCCAGCCAACACUACUGUCAAGGAAGGCAGGGGACUAAUUUAACUAAACCUCAAUGAAUGCUAAUUAAUUACAUUUUCCAAAAUACUGAAUAGUUUUACAGUCCUGCUGAAGUAGCAACUCCUCAUCCUAUCCCUAGAGCACUCACUUUGUUGCCAUCUUGCCAGAAAAUCAGACUGUGCUGGUACUUUUGUUAAAGUUAAGUUCAGAUUCAGCCAUAAAGGAAAAUGUCUCAAACUAAUGAAGUUCAAAUUUUAAAAAGAAUCAAAAAAUUAAAUUCAGAUGCAAAAAAAGUUUUACUUUUUCAAUGCUAUUUGGAUUUAUCUCAUCUCUGUUAAUUUCUAUAUAUUCUAUAUUUCUAUAUGUAGAAAAUGUAGGGGAUGUCCUUUUCAGUAAGUAGAGUUCUCUGAUUUCCAUUUUUCAUCAAUUGUAGGGAUGUAUGAUGUAAUCAGCAUGAUAUAAAUAUCAGCAGAUGCUAGAUUUCUGUAUCGGCAGAUAUGAACAUCUCUGCCCUUAUUUACAGACAAUAUAUCAGCCGUACACAUCUGCAGUAUGAUUUAUAUUAGCAAAAUGUACAAAUGCAAUAUCAGGUAGGCUAUAGGUGGUUGUGACUAAACGAAUUCAGCCAGACUGCAUCAUCAGAACUCAUCAAACACUCUCAUAGUGUGACAUUGUCAAUCACACGUCCAAGAUGCCCCACAACUACAAUUCAAGAAGACUAGCAUAUUAGAAUUUUUCCUGCAUCAUCGCCAAGUUUGGCACCUUUAGAAGUACAUACAGUGAAGCUAUAUGGAUUAGGCUGGCUAAUUUGGCUUAUUUUUCUUUACGUUUUUAUGUCCAUACCUCAAGUUCUAUGUGAAGAGUAGCCAUAUUGUCCUCCUCUUGAUACAUCAGGACGAGUUCAUAAAUGUUAUUAAAGCCAAUAAGCAGUUACAUUCCCCCUAUAAAAAUACAGUUUAAAUUUUGUUUUCUUCUUUUAAGAAGAGAACAGACAAAGCUUGACUUUUUACAAAUCUGCAUCAUAAUGUACAGUGCAUUCAGAAAGUAUUCAGGCCCACUUCACUCUCCAGUCCUGAAAUGUUGCAGCCGGAUGCUUCAGUGGUUUGAAUUAAUUUUUUCCCUCAUUAAUUUACAUUCAGUACCCCAUCAUGACAAAGUGAAAAAUAUCACAUUGGCAUGUAAUCAGUAACCUGACAUGCCAGAUGGAUGUGUUUCACACAUCCAUCUGGAAAAAUCUUUUAUAGUAAGCAUUUGGGAAAGGGAAGAGGAUUUGAAAAAAACUUGGAGUGUGAUCAGAUGAACGUUCUGUCUGUCACAUCUUUACGGGCCAAUCACAGCAACAAAACAUGGGGUACCUGCGACUGAGGUGUGCGUGCCCAGCUACCGAGGAAUAACCAUAGACAUAAUACAUAUGGUGACUACAGACAUGUCAGUACACAUCUUUGGUCGUUUUUGAAAAGAAAACAACUCAAUGCUGUUCUUUGUUCUGCUUUUAACGAAAUGUCGUCAAGUUCUGAUAAAACUGGUGCUUUAGCAGCAUCUACGCUAAUCUUUCCUGCCAUAAUUUCACCGGCCUCCUGUUGCUGCUUGCUUACAUCACGACUCUACCGUCCGAAAAUACUGCUCCUCGGAGCUUUGCAAGAUCGAUUCGCCACUGAGAAACAAGGAAACGGGCAUAUCCGUCUGCUUUGCAAGGAUAUCUAUUCAGACCAUUUGCAACGAAACUUGAAAUUAAGCAGGUGCCUCCCAUUUCUCUUGAUUUCUGCUAAGAUGUUUCUACACUUUGAUUAGAGUCCACCUGUGGUAAAUUGAUUGGACUUUAUUUGAAAGGCAGAAGGCUUCACAACUGACAAUGUAUAUCAGAGCAAAAACCAAGCCAUGAGAUCAAAGGAACUUCCUGCAGAGCUCAGAGAGGAUUGUUGCAAGGCACAAAUUCUGCUUUCACUUUUUUAUUAUGGGAUAUUGAGUGUAGAGUAACAAGAAUAAAGAUGAAUUUAAACGACUGUAGUAUAAGGCUGCAACUGAAAUGCACUGUAGUUACUUCAGCACAUGAUUUCCCCAGAGUAGCUGUGGCAAAGUCACAUUAAAAUAGAAUUUUUCAGGCUUAUACUACUGAUGUGAGCUUGAGUCAAGCCUUGUUAUCUUGCGUACAGUCUGCUGUGGACCUGAGAUUCAUCAGAUAAACAGUGCCACUGUAGGUAAAGAGUUUCUUGAUGUAAACGCCACAUGGAAAAGGAAAUCGUGCCUGGAAGUCAUUUGACAUUGCUGCCUUCUCUGGAACUAAGGAAAUAUGCAUGUCUGUUCUCAGAGGCACAAAGAGGCUAUCAGAUUAUGAUAGACGAUGACUGCUGCGAUGUCUGACAUUGCAUCUUUCUUAACUUAAUCUUCAACUCCUUAGACUCUUAAAGAAAACUGAAAUAUAACUGACAGAGAAAACUGCUUUUCAAUAGAACUUUUCGCAAAUUAUAUAUGAAGUUUAUCAGUUGUCAUAAGCCUUAAUGGUCAGAACUACUGCCCAACAUUUUAGCCUUUCUUUUCUUUUGUGUGUGAUUGAUCACCAUCAGGCCUGUUCAGCUAACUCAUAUCAAUCUGUAUGAAUACUGGUAGAGUACUUGUGUCCUGCUUUAAAUGAUCCUAGAUAGGGAGCACUGGGAUUAUCUUUUGCUCAUUCUUUUCUACUAAGCUUAGUUUCCAUUCCCCAUUCUGGAUGAUCAAAGUCAGAGAAGCUGUUUUUAAUGUAACUUCAGCCUGUAGCAUUGUAAAGCAUAAAAUCAGAUCAUCUCGUUUUUAAUGGGGAGUAUCCAACAUGAACAUUUACAGAAAGAUCUACAUGGACACUCAGAUCUCAUGUCUUUGUGAUCUUCCAUUUGUGUUGUUUAGUCAGCUGUAAAACAGAAAGAACAGAGAGGCAAAUAUUUUUUUCUUAUACUGAGAGAAGAGAAGCCACUCAGUUGGGAAUCUGUUCCUCCUUUGCUUAAAUAUUCUGGAUGUACUCAGUCCAUUAAGUAGUCAUAAAAAGCAUGUGGUGUACAAAAUGCUGCUGAGGAAAAUGUGGCCCUGCUGUUGAUUUGGGGAUUGUGUCUUUGUAUAAAAGUGUGUUUUGAUUUUCAUGUCUUCUACGCAGACAGCAGAGUCGACCCAUCAGAUUCAUCUCAGGGGUAAAAAAACUUAAAUAAAGGUAUUUUGUAACCAUUGUUGCUGCAUAAAUGUGCCCAUAAAUUUAAUAAUUUACUGAAGGAGGCUGUGUGCUUUGUGUGUCACGUUAAAGUCAGGUGAUGUAAUAUCAAUGCAAUGGGUUUAGCUGCUACAAAACAGGCAGGAAACACUUGUGCAUGUACAAAUAUUGAUCAUUACAGUGGACAGUUUUCAAUAGAAACCAUGUUUAUAGCUUUAUUGAUGAAUCUCUUAAACAUUAAAACCCAAAAUUCUAAAGCAAUAAAAACAUAGUAGUAGCAUUUGACAGGAUCUGAGAAAAGAUCAGUCACUGCUAAUGUAUUUGUACAGCCCACACAGAGUUUCAUUAUCAUUUUAUGAUUCAUGAUGUUUUCAGCAGGCUGAAAGGACUCUAUAGGUGUUGAAGGGGGAACAUGCAGGUGUUGGAGCAGCUGUAUGUUGCGGGGCUCCCAUAGGAUUUGUAUUAGCAGAUGCAGGAAAAUAAGCCCAGGUCAGGCUACAUCAUACUGUAAGUCCUCAUGAAUGCAACAGUUGCCCAAGGCUAACUUCAUGUUUAUGUAUGGUAAUAUCAAAUAUGGUGAUUAGUCUGCCUGCAGCCUUUUCUUUGGUUUGUUUUUGUUCUCUGACGCAACAGAGUCAGAGGAAACAUUCAGUUUGACUCUAAAAAGUGCUAUCAUGUUUUUUGUAUCAAACUGGGACUCAGCAACACAUAUCCGAGAGACACAGUAGUUGUCAUGAACUAGGAGUAUCCUUUCUUAUGUCAUUUCCCACAAACUGUCCAGUUUCCAGCUUUUCUCACUGUCCUGUUUAAAUAAAGGCCUAAACUCACAUCAAUACUUUUAAAGAAGUGACAAAUAAAUGCAAUUUUUCUUCAGGCACAUCUUAUGAAGCUAUAUUUACUAAAAAUUCCUUCUUUAUUUCCCAGUGAUAUGUGAAACAUCCUUAAAAGUACCUCAGCCCUGUUUUAAAGUGCUCAAAGAUAUGCGAACAUUGAAUACCAUGGUUGAGAAAGUAUGAAUGGCGACACCUGCUGGCCAGACUUGAGACAUCUUUCUGUAUGGAUGGAUUAAAUACAGGGGUGGAAAAAUACUAAUUACAUUUUCUCAAAUUACUGUAAAUUAGUUGUUUUUUUGUAUUUGUGCUUUUUACAGUAUCACUUCUUUAAGUAUACUAAGUAGGAUUAUUUUACUUAAUGACAUUUUAAAAAAGCAUCAAGUACUGAGUAAGAAAAAAAGGAGGUACUUUUUUAAAUACAUUUUGAAAUCAGUACUUUUAUUUUUACUCAAGUAAAUUUGAAUAGGGAAACUUAACUUUUUCUUGAGUACAAUGUCCUUGUACUUUUUCCAUUUCUGUUGACUACACAGUAGAGAAUACUGAGAGAGUGUUUCUCAUCACAUCUAAAAACAGUUGUUGUGUUUUACUAUAGAGGCCUGAGAAGCCAGGAUGAGAGAUCCAUAUCCCCGUGUUGUUAUUACCAAAAGGGAAAGUUCAUAUUUUACUGUGAAACUCCUCAGUGGCGACUAAAUCUGGGUAAUUCGUCUAAAUUUCAAUUAAAUCCUAAUGUGUCCUACUGCAAUUUUAAAACGGCAAAUGUUUCAAUAUUUCUUUGACCUGAAAUGUGAGUCAAAAAACAGAUUCGUACAUUUUCUUGCAAUGGUGAUGUUAUGCUGUACACAUGCAGUAAACAUCCAAAUACCCCUCCAAUGGUAAAUAUAUAUAUAUAUCAGAUUUUUCUUAUUUUUGUAAAUGUUUUCUUAUUAAAAAAUGAGAAAAACUAAAUAAAAAAAAGAUCAUUCCUUUCAAUUGAAAAAUUCACAUUUCAUCAGCAAUAUGAGUCAAAAUAACUACAUUUAGAUAUUUUGUCAGAUUUUUCAGCCCUGGUUGCCAGGAUGAAAGAAAGAAAACAUUCAAUUAAAUACUUUUACUUGAGUAGAUUUAUAGACCAGUGCCUUUACUUUCACUUAAGUAACCAGAGUAACUGUACUUUUACUUGGUUACAAUAGUCAUGUACUUUAUCCACCCCUGGUCACACCUUAUAAUAAACAACCUGGUUGGAGAUCCAUGUUCUCUUGUAGUUUUUGCACAUUAGGAAACUAUCAUAUUUCACUGGGAAAGCCCCUUGGAUAUCAAAAGUAUUCACUACUUUGACCUAUUUAUACCUAAGUAGAUUUACAGAGCAGUACUUUUACUUCUA